This is a messenger RNA of Penicillium nucicola, 828 nucleotides long. RefSeq lists its product as uncharacterized. The transcript is spliced from 4 exons. The coding region runs from base 1 to 828 and encodes 275 amino acids. Lineage: Eukaryota; Fungi; Ascomycota; Eurotiomycetes; Eurotiales; Aspergillaceae. The record is from RefSeq and is a predicted model, not a curated record.
AUGGCACGCCCCAAUGAGGACCGCGAUGUGACGAACUCUUCCUUCCUCGACAUGCGCUCUUUAUUGAAUGCUUCACCCAUCCUCCUCCAAGGCGGUCCCUCUGAACUCUUUUCAGCCGAAGCCGAAGUGACUUCUCCUGCAUCCACCACAACCAUGGCGAACACUACCGAAACCGAAGAUGAGAAUCGACUCAUGGAAGAGCGUCGCCGUCGUCAGAUGCAUUUUAGUGACACCCGAGCCAGUCACCAAAACAGCUCCCAAGCAAGGACUCAAGCUAUCGUUCGAUACCACCGCCAGCAGGGCGAACACAGCUCUGCUGAUAUCGCAGCCUCCUCGCAUGCAGAAAUCCCCAUGUCGGCCGAUCGCCCUGCUCAGGAGCUUCCUAUGCCUCCCUCUGGCAUGACUAGAAGAACUCUCGCUCUCCCACCUGUCAACGCAGCUGGGCUCAACCACAUCCUGCUUCAAACCAGAGCUCAUGACCCUGUCGCCCAGGCUCUCAUCUGGAAGAAUACCAGACGCCUCCAGGAGCUGGGCCUCAGCUACUCCAAGGUCCCUGAUGAUGACGGCGAGACUGUGAAUAUGCGGGUUCGAGCGGCUCAUGAGCGUCUUCAGGCAUUCAUGCAGUCUUUGCCCGAGGAUGAGCCAUACCCACAGCCUCCAUUUGGUCCUAUCAACCCUCAUGCCAGACACAAUUCUCCUGCUCCUCCUAUUCCAUUGUCUACUACAGUAUCCGCGGCUUCAUCGGCUACUCUACCUUCAGCUGCUCCUCCUAAUCGCCGCCGCCGUCGUCACCGUGGCUCUCGUGGCUCCCGUGGCUCCCGUGGCUGA